Molecule: messenger RNA, 4007 nt
Organism: Cheilinus undulatus (humphead wrasse)
Lineage: Eukaryota; Metazoa; Chordata; Actinopteri; Labriformes; Labridae
Gene: foxk1
Product: forkhead box K1
Exons: 9
Coding region: 152-2170 (672 amino acids)
Biological process (GO): regulation of transcription by RNA polymerase II
Molecular function (GO): DNA-binding transcription factor activity, RNA polymerase II-specific; RNA polymerase II cis-regulatory region sequence-specific DNA binding; protein binding
Source: RefSeq, a predicted model, not a curated record
GUCCCGUUCUUGCUCCAACCCGGACUCCAUGUUGUUCCGUCAGCUACGGAGGGAACAAGUGCCCUGACCGAAAACUCUCACGUUGCAACUCUGUGUGUGCGAGAAGUAAAGUGUGUUUCUGUGUGAGUGUGUGCUAAACCUCCGAAAGAAGAUGGCAGACUACCGGGAAGACACCGGAGCUCGAGCCCUGCUUGCUUUACAGUCGGCACCGUGCAGUCCCGUGCGUGUUGCGGUGACCUCCCACCCCUAUCACCAGCCUUCGCUCGCCCUCCUGGGUCCUCCGAUGGUGGAAACUCGUACCGACGCUGGGAUUCUUCCUGUGCGCCUCGCUUGUCCUCCUCCGCAGGCCCUGGCCAGACUCGAGGGCCGGGACUUUGAGUUUGUCAUGCGCCAGAGGACGGUCACCAUAGGCCGGAACUCUUCGCACGGCUCAGUGGACAUUAACAUGGGCCAUUCGAGCUUCAUUUCACGGCGACACCUGCAGAUCACCUACGACGAAGCGAGCGGUUUCUCCCUCCGGUGCUUGGGCAAGAAUGGCGUAUUCGUUGACGGGGUGUUCCAGCGGAGAGGGGCGCCGCCGCUUGCGCUACCCCGAGAGUGUGUGUUUCGUUUUCCCAGCACGGUGAUCAAGAUCCAGUUCAUGUCACUCCUGGAGACGGAGGAGCACAGAGAAAGGGAACAGGCUGCACUUCCCCCUCGCCCACUUCUGCCCCACAUUUCUCCGCUCAAAAUCAGCAUUCCCACAAUGCAGCAGCAUGAAGAGCACAUCCGGGCAUUCGGAUCUCCGCUGCCUUCACCUACCGGCACCAUCAGUGUUCCUAACUCCUGUCCGGCUAGUCCACGAGGUGCAGGGUCCUCAGGGUAUCGCUAUGGACGCAAUGUGACUUCUGACCUCCAGUUAGCGGUUGAAUUUGCAGCUAAGGCUGUUUCUGAGCGACGAAACCUCAGCGAUCACAGAGGUGGAGGAAGUGAGCCACGGGGGGAAUCGGCUGGUGGGGACAGCCCCAAGGAUGAGUCCAAGCCUCCUUAUUCCUAUGCACAGCUGAUCGUUCAGGCCAUCUCUUCUGCCCCGGACAAACAGCUGACUCUCAGUGGCAUCUAUGCCCACAUCACCAAACACUACCCCUACUAUCGCACUGCAGACAAGGGCUGGCAGAACUCGAUCAGACACAACUUGUCACUGAACCGCUACUUUCUGAAAGUAGCUCGAUCUCAGGAUGAGCCAGGGAAAGGCAGUUUUUGGCGUGUUGAUUCUGCUUCUGAGAGCAAGCUUGUGGAGCAAGCAUUCAGGAAAAGACGGCAAAGAGGAGUGGCCUGCUUUAGGACGCCAUUUGGCCCUCUCUCAUCUAGGAGUGCCCCUGCAUCCCCCACCCAUCAGGGACUUCUCUCUCCUCCAUCCAGCGGCCUGCAGACUCCUGAAUGUCUGAGCAGGGAGGGCUCUCCUAUCCCCCAUGACCACCACGAGCAGCUGGCUAAUAAACUAGCAUCUGUGCCUGAAUACAGGUACUCCCAGAGUGCCCCAGGAUCUCCAGUCAGUGCUCAGCCUGUCAUCAUGGCUGCCCCCCCUCACCCAGUGGGGAAAGCCCUCGCUUUUGUUCCAGGUGGUGGCGGUCAAGUCCAGCCUAUCCACCUGCUCCAGAGCCCACCUCAGUCCUCCGUCACCACGGUGCGGGUGGUUACCAGCGCCUCUCUUACAUCCAACCCUCCAAAUGGGUACAGCGCCUCCUCUGUUGGAGCAGCAGAGGGCAACAGUGAGCUCAGAGAAGUCCAGCUGAGCAGGGAGCGAGUGAUCCAGACCGUGGACAGUGCAGUGCAGGGCGGAGAGGGGAGGACCUUCACCCCGGGUUUACAUCAACUUCCUGUCCGUCCUGUUACCCAGAAUGGCAAACACACCACUGCUGUUGUUGCCACAGCAACCAGCCUUGCUAAUGCAUCUGGCCUCAGUAGUCCUCUCCAGAUUCUGGCUGCUCAGGCCUCCAGCUCUCCUCCGGUGCUAGUGAGCAGACAUCCCAACGCAGAAACUCUAGCCGAGCAGCCAGGUGAGCCUCAGGCCAAGCGGCCAAAGAUGGAGGACGAUGGUGGGACUGAUCCUGCUCCGCAUCAGGUCAACCCCGCUCAGCAGCCCGUCAUCGUGGCCAUGACAUCGCAAACCCAUGACCCGAGGAAGUAAAAACCUCAGGGCCUCUUACCAGGUACCCGAUGGACAGCCUCGUCAUCACCCCCUCACUGCUUCGCCUUUUUCUACUCAUUUGAUAUGACUGCAGCCGCCACGGCCUAAACAUAUACAGGCAGCCUCUCUCAACAGAAGGGAAUUCAUAAAUAAGGAACGUAUAUUUUGGUCAAAAAUUGAUGAAAAAGUUUCAAAUACAUUCUGAAUGUAUACAGAAAAUCUUUCAGGAGUUUUUUCAGCUUUACAGUCUUUUUAAUGUGAUCCAUCGCUCUCUGACAUCACGACUAAUUAAGGACUUUAAGCUUGUGAGAGCAUUAUGCAUAUUAAAUCAUUUCAGCACUACUUUGAUAAGUGAAUGUUGGUUUAUAAUCAGAUUAGUGUCCUCUUGUUAUGGAUUGGAUGCAUCAGCCACUCUCAGGCCAAAGAACUCACCUCUCUAAGAGUCACUGCUCAAUUAAAACCCAGGGAAUGUGCGUUCAGAUAUUUAAAACGGCCGAUUUUUACUGAAGAAGCUGUGACGAUCAGAGCUGAUGUAUCGUGAAAGUUCACCCAGCUGUGGACAGAAACAUUAGAGAGGUCUUAGCUGCAUAUUUACCCAGACCAGGUCGAAGUUUGGGCGACUGUUAAGAAUAUGAUUGUACUCCUUACUGAAAAACAAGAUGUCUUUCUUAGAAAAGAAACAUGAACGCUGAGGCCUCAAUCUGAGCGCGAGGCGCCUUCUUCUUCUUCUUGCCUUCUCACACAACAAAGGGGUAAUGUUUUGGAAGAAGCGAUGGGAGGAAAUCCAGGAAAAACAAACCAAGACUUUUCAGUUCUCGCUUCACUUCUGCUCUGAGCGGUUUCAGUGUGACGCUCAAGAUGAUCGGCAUGAUUGGAUGGCAGUCGGAGUGAAUAAAGGGCAGGAACACAAGGUAACUACUCAGAGAUGAUUAGAGUGGAGCCGACAUAAUGUAGACAAACUGAUUGUUGUUUUAAUUUUGUUUUAGUCGUGGUAAAAGGAGAAAUGGAACAGCCUGUGCGUACACUUUUUGUUUGUCUUAGCACAGAAAAGCAUUAAUGGAAUAAUCCUUCAAGCCUUAAAUAUUUCUACAUUUUUGUUGUCAUUUUAUUUUAACCUGUAGACAGCUUUACCUUGUUUUUUAGAUUAACACAGCGCUUCUUUAACAGUACACAAUCAGCAACACUACAAUGUUAAGUUACGUUGCAUCAGUAGACGUGUAUCGGUUUUAUCAGGGGUAGGGAGGGACCAACACGUGACCACAAAUUCACCUGCUCUCCUGUCGUUUUCUCUCCUUUAUGGUACUUUUGACAUCUUUCGCUUUUUCCCUUCUGCUGUCCUUGUCCCUCUUCUCAGUGAUCAAUCUUCAUCUUCGCCGUCUCGAAUGAGGCAUCAAGCUGUUGGCACUUCCUGUCACAGACUCUGCCUUAAUCAGAUUUUCUCUUGCACUUUCUCUUCCCCCUCCGCCUCUUUUCACUCACUCUCACUCUGCCUUUAGCUUUUCUGACUGCCAUCUCACAGGCUUCGUUUUAAGCUGGCAAUCAGGCACAAACUCGGCGCAAUAUUUCAGUAAUUGUUGUUGCACAUUAUGUCAAAAAAAAAACAAAAAAUGAUGCGUAAUGAUUGUAUGCUGCUCUAUCUGCUAAAUGACAAAGCUAUUUAGAAGGUAUUUUUUUCUCAUUUUGGAAAAAAAGAAAAAAUAUUUUGCUAUAUGUAAAAAACAGCUGUCAUCAAUACGUAAACAUUCUGGAAAUAGACAACUAUAUGUAUUUUUAAAUGUUUCUGUUUUGUGAUUUGUUUAAAUGUGUAGCACAAAUUAAAAUUCCUCAUUGACUUUAA